UCCCCGCUGCGCGGCUCUGGGAGGCCCCAUGUGAUCUCGCUGGCUCCAGCUGCUCCCGAACUGUUUGCUCCGCUCCCGGACACUAUCGCUUCCUGCUAAACCGCUGUCUCCCCCGGAGGGGCCGCAGCUCCCGCCAAGGGGCCAAACUCUGGGGAGCAAUGACGGAGGUGACGAGGGAAGUGUUUGGGCACCUGCCCCGGGAGGAAGGAGGAGGAACAGUGGAGAAGUUUGUGCUAAAGUCCGACAGCGUGAAAGUGGAGAUCCUGUCCUUUGGGUGCAUUAUCGCUGCCCUGGAGACGAAAGGCAGGGAUGGGGCGUUUGCAGACGUUGUCCUGGGCUUUGACAGCUUGGAAGGUUACACCAAGAAGCACCCCUUCUUCGGGGCCGUUGUGGGACGAGUUGCCAACCGGAUCGCAAAGGGGAGGUUCAGUCUGGACGGGCAGGAGUAUCAGCUGGCCCUCAACAACGGACCCAACAGCCUGCAUGGAGGAGCCAGGGGCUUUGACAAGGUUCUCUGGAGCCCUGAAGUUGUGCCAAACGGCAUCCGCUUCUUCCGCCUCAGUCCAGAUGGUGAGGAAGGCUACCCUGGCAACCUGAAAGUCUGGGUCACCUACACACUCAGUGGUGGGGAGCUGGCCAUCAACUAUCGAGCCCAGACCAGCAAGAUGACACCCAUCAGCUUGACAAAUCAUGCAUACUUCAACCUAGCCGGGCAGGGCUCACAGGACAUCUACGACCAUGAGAUUUCCAUUGAAGCUGACUCUUACCUGCCCGUGGAUGACACCAAGAUCCCUACCGGGGAGGUGGCCGCCGUGCAGGGCACCGGCUUCGAUCUCCGGGCGCCCGUGGAGCUGGGGAAGCACUUGCAACGCUUUCACCUGGACGGCUUCGAUCACAACUUCUGCCUGAAGCCGGGGCGGGCUCGGCGCCUCGUGGCCAGGGCCCGGCACCCUCGCACCGGCAGGGCCCUGGAGGUGCACACCACCCAGCCCGGCCUCCAGUUUUACACCGGCAACAACCUGGACGGCUCCCUGAGGGGCAAAGGCUCCGCCAGGUACCCCAAGCACUCGGCCUUCUGCCUGGAAACCCAGAGCUGGCCUGACGCUGUCAACAAGCCCCACUUCCCCGACACCCUGCUACGCCCGGGGGAGGAGUACGACCACACCACUUGGCUCGUCUUCUCCGCUGCCUGAGGCCUGGUGACGCCCAUCGCCGCAAGGAGACUUGCACUUCUUUGAGGGCUUCCUGAUGGUGAACGACUGAAAGGAAAAGAAUUCACAGUUAAAACUGCAACAGUGAUACGCGAUGCACAAGUACAGGAAAAGGGCAAGAGAGAGAUACCUCGGCUACUCCAGCACUCUUCAAGCACUGAUCAUCAAUUAAACAAACAAUCACUAUUGACAAAAUUAUGGGCUGAUUAUUUCCACGUUAGAGAGAACGCAUUUAUUUUACUACAGAAAUACAAAAAAACCCACAUUUGAAAAUAUCUAUCAGUAACAAUCCCAAUAAGAAGCAACUUCUUCAUAAGUAACCCUAUUAAACAGAGUCAACCUGGAUACUUGCUUUUUCCAAUGCAGACUUAAAUUUUUGUAUUUCUCUACUGUUCUUUCUGUAAUACCAUUUAAAUGUGAUCAGUGUAAAGCAACAAAAAGAGUACUCCUGGUACUGAUUUUCAGUGUAAGCAGGGUAUUUCUUCACCAUUCUGAUACAGGAAGUUGUCAAAACCUCCUGUCACCUAUUAUGGUGAUCACUGUGAUAAAUAAUGAGCAUUUA
Molecule: messenger RNA, 1773 nt
Organism: Dromaius novaehollandiae (emu)
Lineage: Eukaryota; Metazoa; Chordata; Aves; Casuariiformes; Dromaiidae
Gene: GALM
Product: galactose mutarotase
Exons: 8
Coding region: 159-1193 (344 amino acids)
Biological process (GO): beta-D-galactose catabolic process via UDP-galactose, Leloir pathway; glucose metabolic process
Molecular function (GO): aldose 1-epimerase activity; carbohydrate binding
Source: RefSeq, a predicted model, not a curated record